CUCAGGCGCAGCGCUCCGAGACGCGCAGAGAAUCCGCAGGAACAUCAACGAUGGCGCUGUCCUCUGUCCUCCAAACUCAUCCAGCGGGAUUCAACUUUGACAAUGUGGCGAGAAAUUCUGCGUUAGAGGGUCUUUUUGAAGGAGGACAGACCCCCAAACCUCUGAAAACUGGAACCACUAUAGCAGGAGUUGUGUUUAAGGAUGGAGUCGUCCUGGGAGCCGACACAAGAGCCACGUCCAGUGAAGUGGUGGCCGACAAGAUGUGUGCAAAGAUCCACUACAUCUCUCCAAAUAUAUAUUGUUGUGGAGCAGGAACAGCAGCAGACACAGAGAAAACCACAGAUCUCCUGUCAUCCAACCUCUCCAUCUUCUCACUGAACAGUGGGAGAAACCCUCGUGUUGUCAUGGCUGUAAACAUCCUGCAGGAUAUGCUGUACAGGUAUCAUGGUCAGGUUGGUGCCAAUCUGAUACUGGGAGGAGUGGACUGUACUGGGAACCACCUGAAAAUAAAAUACAAGUAUCGUCCAGGAACGACGGCAGUUCUAACAGAGAAAAUUGUUCCCUUAAAGCUGGAGGUCGUUCAAGAGUCUGUGCAGAAGAUGGAUACCGCCUGA
Messenger RNA from Cyprinodon variegatus (sheepshead minnow), 614 nucleotides. RefSeq names its product proteasome subunit beta type-7-like. The transcript is spliced from 6 exons. NCBI's taxonomy places the organism in Eukaryota, Metazoa, Chordata, Actinopteri, Cyprinodontiformes, Cyprinodontidae. Bases 51 to 614 code for a protein of 187 amino acids. The record is from RefSeq and is a predicted model, not a curated record. Gene Ontology annotation, cellular component: proteasome core complex.